Molecule: messenger RNA, 2245 nt
Organism: Exophiala xenobiotica
Lineage: Eukaryota; Fungi; Ascomycota; Eurotiomycetes; Chaetothyriales; Herpotrichiellaceae
Exons: 1
Coding region: 304-1461 (385 amino acids)
Source: RefSeq, a predicted model, not a curated record
CUCAGCGCCUUUAUCCGGGGUUGUAUCGAGUAUGGCGCAGGACGAGCACCAGUGUGGCAUUGCAGCUUACAAAGCUUGAGCUGAUGCAGCGCCUACGAUCAGAGGCGCGACGACUCUGUGCAUACAAUUGAAUUACCGUGCCUUGAAUUGCCUCAUGCCGGUCGUCAACGAGACCUCGUACUGAACGGCAGGCGCCUGGACGCUCUCUGAUAAUAGCAGACGCUCAAUGGUGGCCGAUUCACUCUGUUGGUACCCUCCAACUUUGUCCUGAAUCUGGCGGCCGGCAAGACCUUCCGCUCAACGAUGGCAGCCCAACACUUCGACACAUCAGCGGCCAUUUUGUAUGCCUUGGGCUCUAAUGGUUCAGGACAACUCGGCAUAGGGCGCACAGAUGAUGUGGCACGUCCGCAGAGAUGCUUGUUUCGAUGUCUCAAGCCAGGCAACCAGCACGAAAACAUUGAGGGGGAGGGGAUCCCUUUCAAAGUCAAGGAGAUCGUUGCGGGAGGCAAUCACACGCUUUUGUUGACUUUUGAUGGUCGGAUUUUCACUGCUGGAAAGAUCAGUCCUGGUGAGGAUGGUGUGAGCGCCGAGUUCCAGGAGCGACAAAUCUAUAUUGAUGCAACAUCCGGCCCCGGCAUAGUGUCACAUAUCGCAGCAACGUGGGAGGCUUCAUUCUUCGUGGUCGAUGGGAAUAGCGUCUACGUGUGUGGAUCCGGAGCAAAGGGUGAGCUAGGUCUGGGCAAGGAUGUUGUGGAGGCGAAGCGGUUGACCAAGGUCUUGGACGUGGCUGACAAAGUGGGAGAUACUGCUCUUGGUCGAGACCAGAACAAUGAGAUCGUCGCUAUAUCGGCGUGCAUGUCGCAUGCGGUGGUCUUUACAUCAGAUGGGCGUGUCUUCGGCUGGGGAAGCUGUCGGAAAGGACAGCUAGGAGAUGAAGCCAAACCCGACAAAGCCUUGUGGCGGCCCAGGAGGAUUGAUGUGGGAUUGCCUUUCAGGCCGGAGAAAGUCGUCGUUGGAAGAGAUUACACUGUCUUCCUGAGGACUGGGAAGACGCCGCUAAUCUGGGGUAGCAUGAAGGACUUUGACGAACGAGUGCUGCAGUAUUCAUUACAAGCUGGAGAUAUUGUGGUCUCAGGCUGGAGCUCGAUCCACAUUUUGUCGUCUGCACAUGUAAUCAGUACUGGCAAAAACCAUCGUGGCCAACUUCCGCCAGCCGAUUUACCUCCUUUGAGAGCCCUGGCCGCAGGGAGCGAGCAUUGCAUAGGUCUCGCGCACGAUGGUCAAAUCGUUGCCUGGGGAUGGGGUGAACAUGGGAACUGUGGCGAAAAAUUGGACCUUACAGGGUACGUCGCCGAUCAAUGGAAUGCGAUCCCUUUGCCCUGGAUUGACGGUGGCAUCCAUGUGAGGACUGUCGCAGCAGGUUGCGCGACCAGCUUUGUGGUUUGCGAGAGAGAUACUUGACUAGCGCUGAAUGUAUUUCAGUCGAAAAUGCCGCGAACCUGAGAAAGUCGCUGAGUGGGCGCAAUUUCUUGCGGAAAUCUUGACCUUGUCAUGGUCGACCGACGAUCUUGGUCUUGCAUCGAUGCAAAAGAGUGUAGUUCGGAAUCGCGGAUGUGACGAGAGCUCGAUGCGGAUACUUCGUCGGCCGUGUUGUCCCAGGUCACUAUAUCGGGCUCCUCUUCGAAAUUGGGUUCCCCCCAUUGGUGAUCGUCAUCAUCAGCAGGGAUGAACAUACUCUCGGUGUUGAGACUGCCAGCCGGAAGGGGUGCAGAAUCUCCUGAUGCGGUCUUUGAAAGAGUCGGUGGUGCGGCGUCACGAUCUCGAAAGGAGGUCCGCGCCGGAGGCGGCAUGGAUGCAGCAUCGGGAGGACGAGAACUUGCAGGAAGAGUAGAAGCUGAUUCUGUGGCUGGACUGUCUGGAGGACGAGAGAGAGGCCGUAACGAAAGAUCUCGAGCUGGCGUGCUUGUGCUCGUGGCAUGGGGGACAUUCGUCGUGCCCCGAGUCAUCAGGGUGAAUUCGGCAAGAACCCCGUUGUCUUCAUAGCUGAUCUGCAUCGGGCGAUUGCCCCUGGAAUAUCUUGCGGUGACCUGCGCUCUCAUCGAUUCUGCGUGUGCCACGAUGGCUCGGAAGUCUUUGACCAUGGUGCCGAUAUGCAGACCUUCUUGAACAUUGAAGCUGGCAAAAUCUUUUCGUUCGAGGGCAACGGAGGUGUGCAUCGGCUGCUUGAGAAUUUCUGAGAUGUUAG